Meloidogyne enterolobii is the source of this 1206-nucleotide messenger RNA. The record is from the annotation of a GenBank genome assembly. NCBI's taxonomy places the organism in Eukaryota, Metazoa, Nematoda, Chromadorea, Rhabditida, Meloidogynidae.
AUGAACGACUGGAAUGAUUUUUAUCUACAAACGAAUAGGAUUUCAACUCAAUCUUCCCAGAAGACAUCAAAACAUUGUUUAGAACCCUUUGAUCACUCCCUAAGACGGCCCUGUGCAAUAGGAAUUUGGAAACAAAGAUACUUUUUUGACUCAAAUAUUUUAAGAUGUCGGCCAUUUUGGAUGGAUGCAAGUUGUUUUAGGGAGGAAAUAAAGAAUGGAGUUGAAAAUAAUUAUAUGAAGGAUUUAAAUAAUUAUUUUAAGAGGCCCGGAAAUUUAUUUAAUAAUUUAAUUGAAUGCCAAAAAACUUGUGAAGAAAGGACAAAAGAAUAUCCCCAACAUCCUCACAGAAUUAAACAAAAUUUAAAUCAACCAGAUUAUGUUGACAAAAAGAAAAAGGAUAAACACGCAAAAUUAAAAUGGAUAAAAGAAGAUAAAUGUUUAAAAGAAAAUAAUCACAAAAUAAGAGAACAUUUACAAGUUGAGAAAAAAUUAAAAAUAAAUGAAGAAAAAAUGAAGGCUUGUUUUGAAGUUUUUGAUAUAAAUUUGACAAAAAAUUGUGGAAGAUUUCCUUGGAAAAUUUCAUUCUUUUUUGAUCAGCAUUACAAUGUUUGUCGCCCUUUUUGGUAUAAUGGAUGUGUUAGUAAUUCUAAUAAUUAUUUUGAAAAUGAAAAAAGUUGUAAAGAAAUUUGCGAGAAGGAAAGAGAAAAUUUAACAAUAAAUAAAGAUAAAUAUGGCUAUUUUGGCAUUGGAGAGGAAACUACAAAAAUAUUAAAUAAAACUAGUAAAUACUUUCCAAUAUUAACUAAAACCGAAAAAUAUAUUCGUUCAAAAUCAUUAAUUAUGAACGAGAAUGAAUGUACUCAAUUUUAUUAUUAUGUCAAAACAAAGGAAAAAAUCGGAGGACUAAAAGUCUUUCUUUGCCUUUUGGAGGAAGGAGGGCAAUGUCAAAUGAAUAUUUUACCACUCAUUUUCACCAAUAAAAAUCAAAAAUGUUUUACUGGCAGACCCUGGCUAAAAGGGAAACAUUCUUAUGCUUGGUUCUUUGGAUUGGAUCAGAAAUCAAUCAAAAAUAAAACAAAAAUAAAUAUUUCUUUAAUUUUAAAAUUAAAUAAAAAUAAUUCAACGAAUAUAUUGCCAACAACAACAAAUAAUUAUAUUUUUAUAGAAAUUUUAAAUAUUAGUAAUGAAUGUAGUAAUAUUUGCUAA